AUGGAGAAGGAGCAUCAGCCAGAUUCAAUGGCUACAAUAACCAUGAAGCCGGAAUACCCACCAUCGGAAGUGUACAGCGCUUCCGAACCGCCACCGGCCUACCGUCACAAGACCUCGUCAUCAGUCCAGAUUGCGAGGAUCGCGGCAUUGACAAUAAUAGCCGCUUCCUUUAUCCUCGGCGCCUUCAUCUUGGCCUCCAGUUGGGUUGCUGCUCGCGCGUCAUGUCACCAAUUGGAGCAACUGGACGCCAUGCUAGACAAAGAGCUCGCCCUGGAAGGAAGAAGUUAUGGAAACGACGGCCUGCUUAAUGAUGAACUCUUGCCGAUAGCCAACGCACAUGCGCUGCACGCGGAACCCCCGCAGCAUUCAAGCCCAGAGUCUUCAAGCUCGUCUGCGCACUCGCAACCAGCUCCCGCUUCUGAUAACCAGGUUAAAGAAGAUGCUUUAAACCACGCCGAAUCCAAAAUCGACGAAGAAAAAUUACAGAAAAUCGAUGAUGACAAUACUAAGCCGGAUUCAGUAAACUCGGGUAGCAACGAGAGCUCCGAAUCAGACGGCUCCGACGAAGAGGAUGAAUUGGACGCCAUCAGGCCUAUGUUCAAGUUGCCCAUUCAGUUCGAUCUUGAUGAGCUUGCUGGCGCUUUCUUGGCGAACAACCAGAAAGGCCGCAUGAACUGCGUUGUGGAAAGACGCCACGAGGAGCCCAUGGAAAGGCGUUUCCCCUUCAACAUUCUUGGUGCAUUCGCUCCACGCAACACACAGACAGAGAGAAUUGCUAUCAUCUGUCAUGGAGGAGAUGAAUCGAGACAAAUGCCGGUAUUCCCGGAGCCCCAAUCGCAAGUGUUUGCAUUCCCGCUGUCAGGGCCAGUGCGUCUACCACUGAGACCGCAGCCCCAACCUCAGCCUGAACGUACACCCAUGGCAGCUCCUGAGCCUCGCAUGACCUCCUUCUCACCAAUGGCUCAUCGGCCAGCACCUUACCCAUUACCGAUGCCAUGGGAGUCUUCAGAGGAGCAGAUGGGUGCACCAAGACAGAUGCGUAUUCACGUUCAGCGUGUAUUCGCUAUCCCGGCCCCACACAACAUGCCACCACCACCUGCACCAGAAGUCAUGGGGGCCUUCGCACCACCACCUCCACCACCACAACAACAACCCCGCGAACAGAAUGAGCAAUCCACCGUCCUCCACCAAUUCGUACCUCAACCCGCACCUACGCAGGAACUGGAACAGCCUGAAGGAAGAUUUGAAAAUAAAAUGCAGAUGGAUGGAUCUACAGUUCAGAUGAACCUGCCAUGGGACUUGACUCCCGAAGACUUGCACAUAAUCCACCGAACUGCUCAGGACGCAGCUGCUAGCCAGCGACGUGACCAGCAAAUAGACAAUGACAUGCAAGAGGUGAAAACCAUCGUAAAUACCUUAGCGGCCGCGGCAGCAGAGGCCGAAGCGGAGGCUGAAGUCCAAGGCCAAGCCGAGGCCGAACGUCGACAGGCUGAAGCCGAGAGGCGUCAAGCCGAGAUGGAGCAACGCCAGAUCAUCCCGCAGGAAGCACCUGCACAGGCACCUCGGGCUCCGCGUACACUGUUACUGCCCCAAGACAUAGAUGAAAGGCCGCAUUAUAUGCAACCACGCUCCGUCCGCAGCGUCGAUGGGUUACUGCAUCGUGAAAAGCGCGUAAAGCGUUGCGACUGUAACUGCGAUUAG
Molecule: messenger RNA, 1701 nt
Organism: Parnassius mnemosyne (clouded apollo)
Lineage: Eukaryota; Metazoa; Arthropoda; Insecta; Lepidoptera; Papilionidae
Source: the annotation of a GenBank genome assembly